AUUUAUUUAUUUUUUUUUUUUUGUCUUUUUGGUCACAAUUGCAAAUUCAUGAGCAAAAUUCUUUUAAAUAAAAAUUUAAUGUUUAGUUAAAACAAAAAAAUUACUUCUAAUGAAGAUAUUAAUCUGCAAUAGUUCAGUUCCUGAUAUUGUCACACAAUUUUACAUAAUUCUUAUUAGUUAAAAUACAUAAUGGGACCAGUUUUUCUUAAGAAAAUUUUCAUGAAUGUUAACGUAACAUCAUCUUAUGAAUCUCUGGUUAGUUCCAUCAAAAAGACCUCCACGAAAAAAAAUUUCUCCCAAUACUUGAUCCAGGAAUUCCCAUUGUCUUCCAGAUUUGGUUGAAAAUAACAAGGCUACGGAGUUAAACAUUAGUAUACAUAAAUCCGAAAUAAGAUUGGCUGUUCAACGACGAUUAUAAAAUUAUAUGUGUUGUAUUUAUUUGGAUAAUAACGACACAAAGCACGAUGCUUUAAAAAUUAACUUUUGAUUAAGAAAAAUAUUAUUCAUCUAGAUCUGGUACAUCAAUUAUAGAGAUGGGAGUGUCAUAUAUCUUAGACCAAUUUUGAUUUUUUAAGUUGAAUGUAGUACUAAUUCAAAUAAAUGACAAAUUUUGUGAGAAUACAUUAUAUGUUUGUCUGUUAAUGUAAUUUUUUUUGAAUGAAUAUAGUCAUACACUUAAAAAAAUAAAGAAUGAAUUCAAACAGCUUCAUGGUUCAUCAUAUGUUGUACCUUGCAUCAUAAGAUGUUAGAUCGUUAAAACACUAAUUUUGAGUACUCAUCUGUUGGACUUAGAAUUCACGAAUAUGAAUAUUCAUACAAUUAAAACUUAAUUUUAAUAAUAUUUUCAAACAGUCUGCAUUAACUAAAACAAAUCAAAUCAUAAACAUAAUACCAAAUUAUAUUUCGAAAAUUAAUAUAUUUAUUAGCAAUUUUUACAUUUUAAAUAUCAGUAAAACGUUCUCAUUUGUACUCGCUGAGGUUCAAAGGUGAUUGUCGCACAUACCUUUGGGACCGUCCCAAAAUACAAUUCUUACACUUGUUAAAUAUACAAGACAAUCACACACUUUUCCGAUUUUGUGUAGACCGAGGAAAAAUAAUUUAUUUUUCUUUAAAAAAAAAUAGUAUUUCUCCUAAUAGAGUAAGUAAGACAUUUUUCUACAAAUGUAAGUGCUUCAUCCUCUAAUCAAUUUGAAUAGAAAAAUAUUACUCAGCAACUGAAAAAUUCAAAACAGUUCUGUACAGGCUUAGAAAGCUCAAAAUGGCCCACAACACAAUAUAUAGUACCUGUAGUAAAGUAGUACUCAUAUCGAUCACUUAAAACUAGGGAGCACAAACACUAGAUUGGUCCGAAGUACAUACGGCUUAAGGUACAAUAUUCUUUCCUUCACUUUAAAACUAGUAGUAUGAUACAAAUUAGCAUUAUUAUUUCUUAUUGUGUAUAGCUUCUUUUAAAUAAAUAUACGUAGGUCUGUGUUUGUGACGUAAAACAAGCUAGGGGAUUAGAUUAUAUUGGAAGAUUACCAGAUAAGCUAAAAGCGAAUGCAUUUUUCCAAAGGUGUGAUGUGACAGACGAGGAGGAUUUCAAAGACAAUAAUUACCUGCAAACAUUUUUGAGUUUGAUACAAAAAGAAAGGAAAUAUCACUUUUUUCAAUAAUGAGCAUAACUUCAUUAUUUUGUUUCCAUUCUAAAACAGCUGCCUUUGAUAAAACUAUUGAAGUGUUCGGAAAAAUUGACAUUGUUGUUAAUAAUGCUGGAAUACAAGAUGAACAUAACUGGAAGUACACCAUUGAAGUUAACUUGAUGGCAGUUAUUCAAGGUGUCAAACUUGCUUUCCAAUAUAUGGGAGUAGACAAGGGUGGAAAAGGUGGCUCUGUAGUUAACACAGCAUCCAUUGCAGGUUUAAUAGAAAUUCCACUUUCUCCUGCGUAUUGUGCCACUAAGCAUGCAGUUGUUGGGUUGACUAAAAGCUACGGAGCAGAAUACCACCUAAAGAAAAGUGGGAUAAAAGUGAAUGCUAUUUGUCCAGUUGCCGCAAAUACAAAUCUUCAUGAUACAUUUUUUCUACACUGUCUAGAUGUAGAAGAGGGAUACAAAUUUGCUGACACAUUCCCAUUAAUUCCUUAUAAAGACAUUGGAAAGGGUUUGAUUCAAAUAUUAGAAGAUGGUAAAAAUGGAUCUUUACUGAUAGUAGAUGAAAAUGGACCAUAUUAUGUAUAAUAUGCUUGCAUAAGUUCACUUAAAAAAAUUAAGAUUUAACAUAGUAACGUUUUUAUCAAGUUUUGAAUUCCAUUAAAAUACAAAUAAGUUCA
Molecule: messenger RNA, 2310 nt
Organism: Parasteatoda tepidariorum (common house spider)
Lineage: Eukaryota; Metazoa; Arthropoda; Arachnida; Araneae; Theridiidae
Cellular component (GO): cytoplasm
Molecular function (GO): oxidoreductase activity, acting on the CH-OH group of donors, NAD or NADP as acceptor
Source: RefSeq, a predicted model, not a curated record